Sclerotinia borealis F-4128 is the source of this 1887-nucleotide messenger RNA. Lineage: Eukaryota; Fungi; Ascomycota; Leotiomycetes; Helotiales; Sclerotiniaceae. The record is from the annotation of a GenBank genome assembly.
AUGAACGGAGAUCGGAUAAAGGCUUCUGCAAUUGCUAAAGCGAAAGAAACCAUAACCAAAAAUUCAAAUGCGCAUGCUAUGAAAAAAAGGAAGAAGGAUUCGUUAAAACCAAUCAUUACAACCGAGCAAGACUCUGAAUCUUCAAAAAUGGCUUCUCCUCAAGCCCGUGCAGGAUCUACGGGAGGAGGAACAAAUCGCGAUCCAUCAUCCUCUUCGUCCAGAGAAGAUGCCGCAGAAACGACUGCCGACGAAGAGGAUUCCGAAGAUUACUGCAAAGGAGGUUAUCACCCAGUAACAGUGGGUGAAAACUUCAAGGACGGCAAAUAUACCGUUGUUCGAAAGCUGGGAUGGGGACAUUUCUCGACAGUGUGGCUCUCCAAAGACAACGUCACCCAGAAACAUGUUGCUUUAAAGGUUGUACGGUCUGCAGCGCAUUACACAGAAACGGCAAUAGACGAAAUAAAAUUACUGAAUAAGAUCGUUGGUGCUAAGCCAGAUCACCCAGGUCGGAAGCAUGUCGUCAGUCUGUUGGAUUCCUUCGAACAUAAAGGCCCCAACGGCACGCAUGUCUGCAUGGUGUUUGAAGUCCUUGGGGAGAAUCUGUUGGGUUUGAUCAAAAGAUGGAACCACCGCGGAAUUCCUAUGCCUCUUGUUAAACAAAUUACAAAACAAGUUUUACUGGGUCUGGACUAUCUACACAGAGAGUGCGGCAUUAUACACACAGAUUUGAAGCCGGAGAAUGUACUCAUAGAAAUUGGAGAUGUGGAACAGAUAGUAAAAACAUUCGUCAAGGAGGAUACAGGCAAGGACAAGGAAGACAACAGAAAUGGCCGAAGGAGACGGCGAACCCUCAUUACUGGAAGUCAACCGUUACCAAGUCCAUUGAACGCCAGUUUCAACCACGCAGAUCUGUUAAGAUUUCCUGGCAGCACUUCAGGUUCGCACGGAAGCAUAAACGAAAUGCUAAACAAUGGUCGUUCCAAAAACUCUUCGCCCCAAAAAGAAAAGGCAGAUGAAGACAACCACACGCAACGAGAAAAGACUGCCGACAUUCUUACAGAUAAGGUCUCUGGCAUAUCACUCGAUAAAAACUCGGGCGAAAAGAAGAAGGCAGAAGAUGCCAACCAAUUCGAUAUAAUAUCAGUCAAAAUAGCCGAUCUGGGAAAUGCAUGCUGGACCGGACAUCACUUUACAAACGAUAUUCAGACUAGGCAAUAUCGAUCGCCAGAAGUCAUCUUGGGUUCGAAAUGGGGUGCCUCUACAGAUGUCUGGAGUAUGGCUGCUAUGACCUUUGAACUUAUUACUGGUGAUUAUCUCUUCGAUCCUCAAUCCGGAACCAAAUACGGCAAAGACGACGACCACAUCGCCCAAAUAAUCGAACUUCUCGGACCCUUCCCUAAAUCCCUUUGCUUAUCUGGCAAAUGGUCCCAAGAAAUCUUCAAUCGAAAGGGUGAACUACGAAAUAUCCAUCGAUUACGUCAUUGGGCAUUAUCGGAUGUAUUGAAGGAGAAAUAUCAUUUCAAAGAAGAUGAAGCGAAAAGAGUUGCGGAGUUCUUGACCCCGAUGCUGGAAUUAAUACCGGAGAAGAGGGCAAAUGCUGGAGGGAUGGCAGGCGGACCGUGGUUAGAAGACACGGCCGGUAUGAAAGGGGUGAAGAUUGAAGGCUUGGAGGUGGGGAGCAAGGGCGAAGGGAUUGAGGGGUGGGCCUUUGAAAUGGGUGGGGGCCGGGGCAUUGAGGCAUUAGCAUGCAGGACGGAAUGGAAUGGACGGUAUGGUAUGGUAUGGUAUGGUACGGAAGGGACUGGGAUGAUGGGAUGGAUGGGAGAAGGGAACAAUGUGAAAGCAUUCUAUCUUGCCUACAGCGAGCAAUACUAUACUAUACUCUGA